Molecule: messenger RNA, 2688 nt
Organism: Cyprinus carpio (common carp)
Lineage: Eukaryota; Metazoa; Chordata; Actinopteri; Cypriniformes; Cyprinidae
Product: neoverrucotoxin subunit alpha-like
Exons: 6
Coding region: 104-2224 (706 amino acids)
Molecular function (GO): protein binding
Source: RefSeq, a predicted model, not a curated record
UAUAUCAUGUUUAGAUAUCCGAAUCUAAUGACAAAAGCUUCAACUCCUCAACAAAAAGAUAAACGGAAGAAAGAGCUUUGAAAAAAACACUGAAGUGUUUAGCAUGGACUCAGUGGGAGUGAAUCUGAUAAAAACAGCUGCUCUUGGGAGACCCUUCCAGCUCGGCAUGCUGUAUGACUGCAGAAAAGACGAGUUAAUAGCAGGAAUCAGAUUUUGGAAUAAAGAACAGCUGGAGCAGAAUAUCUGUGCUCGUCCCCAGAUUAAUACACAUUUCACUGUCACAACUUCAGACUCCAUUAAAGACAAAUCUAACUUACUAAAUAUUGAAGGAGGACUGAACCUGAGUGUUUUAGGUGGACUCGUCCAGGUUAGUGGAGCAGCAAAGUAUCUCAAAGACACCAAGAAGUCUUUCAUACAGCAGAGACUGGUGCUACAUUAUCAUUCAACCAGUGAGUUUAAAGAACUGACCGUGAAUCAGCUGCCUCCUGAAAAUAUUCCUGAUGAUGAUAAUGCCACACAUGUAGUGACAGGAAUCCUGUAUGGAGCAGAUGCCUGCUUUGUGUUUGACAGACAAGUUUCUUCAGAUGAGGACAAAAGCACAGUAAAAGGAGAAGUAAAAGUGGCUCUUGAGAAACUACAAGGCAUUGUUUCAGUAGGUGCAAAUGCUGAAAUUAGUAUGAAUAAGAAUCAGAAAACUGCAGUCAAAAACUUCACUUGUACGUUUUAUGGUGACUUCCAGCUGCCGUCUAACCCAACCACUUUUGAAGAUGCGAUGAAGGUUUUUGCUGAUCUUCCGAAACUGCUGAAAGAAAACCAAGAGCUGGCGGUUCCUCUGAGAGUUUGGCUUUAUCCUCUGCACAAACUUCACUCAAGAGCUUCAAAACUUCAGAAAGACAUCAGCAUAGAUUUAAUCCAAGAAACUGAAUCAGUGGUUGAGAGUUUAUAUACCACUGAGAUGAAAUGCAGUGAUCUUCUGGAAGACUCUCCUGCUGUGGCUUUUGCUGCAUUUCAUGAUAAAAUACUGCAAAUGAAGCAAAACUGCUACAAGUGGAAGUUGAGACUCAUGAAGAAGCUCUGCUCUCUGCUGCCAAACAUCCGUGGAGAUGUGAUGAAGGAAACAACACUGAAUGAUCUUCUACAAGAACAUGAGAAAUCUCCAUUCAGCGAUAGUGACCUCACAGAAUGGCUGAAGGAGAGAGAAAGAGAGUCUGAGAUCAUUAAAACAAUCCUCAGACAGCUGAAGGAUUACGGUGCACAGGUGGAAGUCAACAUAGAUGCCAUCUUGAUGGAUCUGGAGGUCGGGAAUCUGGUCAGUUACACAUUCACAUCUCUGAACUGCUCAGACAUCAUCCUUCAUAAACAAAAGAUCUAUCUGAGUUCUUCAACAACAAGAGAAAAUGUAGACAUAAGCCCUGAUAUCAAGCAAAAGUCUUGGCUCACUCCUGAGAUCCAGAAGACCAUGAGGAGAAACUUGGAGAUAUUUAAGAACCUGAUGAAUUCAGAAGACCGUAAACCAGCAAAGUUUAUUGUGUCCUCAAAAGAAAUGAAGAAUCUUCCUGGUUCCUGUGUUCUGCUGUAUGAAGAUGGAUGUAAUGAUGCUGUAUGCUUUAGUCCUCCAUCCAAACCAGUCUGUCCAGUCACUGAAAAGGUCAAAGGUCAGAGUGUGGUUCUGAAGGUGGUUCCUCCAUCAUGUCCUGCUACAGUGGAGCUCAGAUUACUGUAUAAAGCCAAUCAGGACUCAGUCUGGAGAUCUGAAGCUGUGCUGAAGAAUCAACACACAGUUACUCUGACUGAUCUGAGAUCAGGAGCUGUGUAUGAGAUUAAAUGUGCAGCGCUGGGGAAACUCAACUACACCAGAGAGAGUGACGUGAUCAGUGUUACCACAGAGAAAGAAAACAAGGAGUUUGGAACUGCAGGAAACAGAGCAGAUCGAUCUGUGGUGAGAGAGAGUAUGGGGAGAAUCUAUCAAGUGUUUGUGAUCGGGAUACAAGGCGAGAAGAAAACAAUAGACGUCGCCAGUUCGGAGGAAGAAUUCAAUAACACAAUGGUGGCGGAAUUAAAACAAAAACUUGCUGAGAAACUGCCUCAGGAUGCUUCAGACCCGUCUGCAUUACGAUUACUCUACACCAGCAAACAACUAAAUGACACCGACAAGUUCUCUGACCACGGGAUCAAGGAUAAAGCCACUAUCUGCAUCAUAAUUCGUUUGCCGACUGGAAGAUAAAGCUGAAGUCUUCAGGCUUGAAGGAGAGACAGGUGUGCUGUCUAUUCAUCCUUCAUGUGUCUUCAGCAAACUACAGACUUUAUACUUUCUCUCUGAGAUUGAAGAAACCAUUUAAAGCAGGUCAAACUGCUGGAAGCCGUUUCUUUCAUGUAAUCAUUUCUAAAUGCAGACCUCAACAGCCACACAUAAUACCUAUCUGGAUUUUUAAAUAUCUUGAGCAAGGAAACAUUUUGCAGUGUUGAUUAUCGAUUCUGUUGUCAUGAUGAAAGAAACACUUAAAAAAAAUCAUGUUUAAUAAAAUGAUCUGAACACCUUGUAACAAAUUAAAUAGAUGAGAAAAUGGUGAGCUACACAAUGAAAAUGUAUUUUCCCUAAUCGAUUUCGUGCAGUUUUCACUUUGUUGUAUAUAUGGGAUUGGUGUGUGGAGAUUCUAAGAAAUCCACAUUGUGAUAGAGAUUCUGAGA